Molecule: messenger RNA, 2637 nt
Organism: Peromyscus eremicus (cactus mouse)
Lineage: Eukaryota; Metazoa; Chordata; Mammalia; Rodentia; Cricetidae
Product: SH3 and multiple ankyrin repeat domains protein 2-like
Exons: 19
Coding region: 1-2637 (878 amino acids)
Cellular component (GO): dendritic spine; postsynaptic membrane; postsynaptic density
Molecular function (GO): synaptic receptor adaptor activity; ionotropic glutamate receptor binding
Source: RefSeq, a predicted model, not a curated record
AUGCCACGCAGCCCCACAUCCAGUGAGGACGAGAUGGCCCAGAGCUUCUCCGACUAUUCCAUGGGCUCAGAGUCAGACAGCUCCAAAGAAGAGACCAUCUAUGACACAAUUCGGGCCACCACAGAGAAGCCAGGCGGCGUGAAGAUGGAGGAGAGCCAGGGCAACACCCUUGUGAUUCGAGUCCUCAUCCAGGAUCUGCAGCAGACGAAGUGCAUUCGAUUUAACCCGGACGCCACCGUGUGGGUGGCCAAGCAGCGGAUCCUGUGCACCCUGAACCAAGGCCUGAAGGACGUACUCAACUAUGGGCUCUUCCAGCCAGCCAGCAACGGGCGGGACGGCAAGUUCCUGGACGAGGAGCGGUUGCUGCGGGAAUACCCACAGCCCACGGGUCCGGGUGUGCCUUCCCUGGAGUUUCGCUAUAAGAAGCGUGUGUACAAGCAGACCAACCUGGAUGAGAAGCAGCUGGCCAGGCUCCACACAAAGACCACUCUGAAGAAGUUUAUGGACCACACUCAGCAUCGCUCAGUGGAGAAGCUGGUCAAGCUGCUGGACAGAGGCCUGGAUCCCAAUUUCCAUGACCUGGAGACUGGAGAGACGCCCCUGACCCUGGCUGCCCAGCUCAGUGACUCUAUGGAGGUCAUCAAAGCUCUCAGAAAUGGGGGUGCACAUCUGGACUUCCGUGCCAGGGAUGGCAUGACCGCCCUUCACAAGGCUGCCCGGACGAGGAACCAGGUUGCCCUGAAGACCCUGCUGGAGCUGGGCGCCUCCCCGGAUUACAAGGACAGCUAUGGGCUCACGCCGCUGUAUCACACAGCCAUUGUGGGGGGUGACCCUUACUGCUGUGAGCUCCUUCUCCAUGAGCAUGCCUCCGUGUGCUGCAAGGACGAGAAUGGCUGGCACGAGAUCCACCAGGCUUGCAGGUACGGCCAUGUCCAACAUCUAGAACAUCUGCUCUUCUAUGGCGCGGACAUGAGCGCACAGAACGCCUCGGGGAACACAGCCCUGCAUAUCUGUGCUCUCUACAAUCAGGACAGCUGUGCCAGAGUGCUGCUGUUUCGGGGUGGAAACAAGGAAUUGAAAAACUACAACAGCCAGACGCCAUUUCAGGUGGCAAUCAUAGCGGGAAACUUUGAACUCGCAGAGUACAUCAAGAACCACAAGGAAACAGACAUUGUGCCCUUCCGAGAGGCCCCAGCUUAUUCCAACCGCAGGCGGCGGCCCCCCAAUACAUUGGCUGCCCCCAGAGUUCUUCUGCGUUCCAAUAGUGACAACAACCUCCAUGCUGGUGCACCUGAAUGGGCUGUCUGCUCUGCAGCCACCUCCCACCGAAGCCUCUCACCCCAGCUGCUGCAGCAGACACCCAACAAGCCUGAUGGAGCCACGAAGAGCCUUGGAAGCUAUGCCCCUGGGCCCCGCAGCCGCUCCCCCUCACUCAACAGGCUCGGUGGCACUGGCGAGGAUGGCAAGAGGCCACAGCCACAUUGGCAUGUGGGGUCGCCCUUCACUCCUGGUGCCAACAAGGACUCCCUCUCCACCUUUGAGUACCCAGGGCCCAGGAGGAAGCUGUACAGUGCGGUGCCCGGGAGACUCUUCGUCGCCAUCAAGCCAUACCAACCCCAAGUCGACGGCGAGAUCCCCCUUCACCGAGGCGACAGAGUCAAAGUUCUGAGCAUCGGCGAGGGCGGCUUCUGGGAAGGCAGCGCCCGUGGCCAUAUCGGGUGGUUCCCGGCUGAGUGUGUGGAAGAGGUGCAGUGCAGACCCCGGGACAGCCAGGCAGAGACCCGUGCGGACCGCAGCAAGAAGCUCUUCCGGCAUUACACAGUAGGCUCCUAUGACAGCUUCGAUGCCGCCAGUGACUGCAUUAUUGAGGAUAAGACGGUGGUCCUGCAGAAGAAGGAUAACGAAGGCUUUGGAUUUGUGCUCCGAGGGGCAAAAGCUGAUACCCCCAUUGAGGAGUUCACACCUACACCGGCAUUCCCAGCCCUGCAGUACCUGGAGUCCGUGGAUGAAGGUGGGGUGGCAUGGCAAGCCGGACUAAGGACCGGGGACUUCUUGAUUGAGGUUAACAAUGAAAAUGUCGUCAAGGUGGGCCACCGGCAGGUGGUGAACAUGAUCCGCCAGGGAGGAAAUCACCUCGUCCUUAAGGUCGUCACAGUGACCAGGAAUCUAGACCCUGAUGAUACUGCCAGAAAGAAAGCUCCCCCACCUCCAAAGAGGGCUCCAACUACAGCCCUUACCCUGCGUUCCAAGUCCAUGACGGCGGAGCUGGAGGAACUCGACAAACCUGAAGAGAUAGUCCCAGCCUCCAAGCCCUCCAGGACUGCAGAGAACGUAGCCAUAGAACCGAGGGUGGCGACCAUCAAGCAGCGGCCCACCAGCCGGUGCUUCCCAGCAGCCUCCGAUAUGAAUUCCGUGUACGAGCGCCAAGGGAUUGCUGUAAUGACGCCCACGGUCCCUGGGAGCCCGAAAGGUCCAUUUCUGGGCCUCCCUCGAGGUACGAUGCGAAGGCAGAAAUCGAUAGGUAAGAAGCGUGACCCCCACCCGAAGACGUUGCCCCUAAGCUUUCAAAUGCAGCCCUCAGCUCCUCAGGAGGCCUGGGCUUCUGAGUCCUGGCCCCAUGGUUGCCUUGGCGCCUAG